Messenger RNA from Trachemys scripta elegans, 2697 nucleotides. RefSeq names its product GTP binding protein 8 (putative) (gene GTPBP8). Gene Ontology annotation, molecular function: GTP binding. Lineage: Eukaryota; Metazoa; Chordata; Testudines; Emydidae. Gene Ontology annotation, cellular component: mitochondrion. Bases 185 to 1048 code for a protein of 287 amino acids. The transcript has 8 exons. The record is from RefSeq and is a predicted model, not a curated record.
AACCUCCCCCCACCCCUCCAUGCGGCGCCUCCUCCCCAUCACCCCGCAGCGCCGGCCCAGCCCCACCUCCCUGCCCGGAAGUGAUCGCCCCGGCCGGGGUUAAGGGCCGCGGAGAGGUCGGGCCGCCGCCGCUGCCAGGGAGAGGGCUGAUGAGCUUUUGGGAGACUGGGCAGAGCGACCAGAGAUGCUCCAGCUACAGAGGAUGAGGAGGCUUGCGGGGGCAAACUGCCUGCUCCGGAGACACAGCACUACUUGGAGGAGCUCUACCAAAAAUGCAUCGUUUUCGGAAGUGCUGCAGCUGGAGGAUAAAAAGCUCACUGGUGUAGUUUUCCCUCUCCAGGGUCUAGAGAAGUAUCUAGCCUCGAACGUGAACACUGCAAGCUUCCGGACUUUCAACCCCGGCCUGGAUGACAUCCACAGGGCAGAGGCGCUUUUCAAACCCUCGGGCAGACACACGAUUGAUUAUUUCAGUUCUGCUGUCCGCAUGGACCAUGCACCACAGCUGUCACAGCCUGAGGUGUGCUUUGUGGGCAGAAGCAAUGUUGGGAAAUCCUCCUUAAUAAAGGCCUUGUUUUCAUUGGCUCCCGAUGUUGAAGUCCGAGUGUCAAAAACUCCAGGCCACACAAAGAAAAUGAAUUUCUUCAAAGUGGGGAAAUACUUUACGUUGGUGGACAUGCCAGGCUAUGGCUACCGAGCCCCGCAAGACUUUGCUGACAUGGUGGAGGCCUAUUUACAAGAGCGUCAGAACUUGAAGAGGACGUUCUUAUUAGUGGACAGCUUGGUAGGAUUUCAGAAAGCAGACCACAUUGCCAUAGAAAUGUUGGAAGAGUUUGGGAUCCCUUACGUUUUUGUGUUAACCAAAAUCGACAAAGCUCCCAAGGGACUGUUGAUUAAAAAUGUCCUGGAGAUCCAAGACUUCGCAGAGAAACACACUCAGGGGUGCUUUCCUCAACUCUUCCCAGUCAGUUCCAUAGAGUAUUCUGGCAUCCACCUGCUGAGGUGUUUUAUAGCCCAUGUUACAGGAAACCUUCCCAUGAUGAAUUCUUGACAGCCACAACUCUCCUGUUGUAUUCUACUCAUCCAGCACAACAGUGGUGACAAGGAAGUAGCAAGAACACUCUUUCCUGCUGUAUUGCUGUAGGGCUUCCUACCUGGAGGUGGAAAGGACCUGUCCUUUAAGAAGUUAUGAGAGGAUGAUGCCUGAAAAGAAAGUCUGGUACACAGGCUGCGUGGAGUUAUGUGGUACCUCCACUCAAUGCCCCAAAAGAAAAUUACCCUAAUGUAAUCGAGCAGCAGUGGCUACAAGCUGUGAGGGCUCUCCACCACCCCAUCAGUUCCUAGGAGAAAGAGCAGAUGAAAAGCUGUGACUGGUGAGAAGAUGACGACUGCUUUGACAGCACUUGUUAAUGGAGCACUCUGCUGGAAGAAUUAGUACUUACGUAGCAUCUAUUGCCUUAGAGAGCAAGGCCUGAGGAUUUCAAAGGGGUGGAGGUUACCUCUCCUUUUUGCACUGUGUUCUCUUGCUUAGCACAGACUUCAUUGUGGACCUCUCAGGGAACAAACCAAAAUUCUAAAGUGAUGACAACUGACCAUAAAGGAGUGAACUUCCAUGGCAAAUGAGGUACAUGCUGCAUCUCUGGCCCUACCUUGUCCCUCAGUGGCAGCCUCCUAUUCUUCAGGGGCAUAUAACAAAUGUGGAAUAAACUUCUCACACUAAGUUGCAUCUGUCCAGCAAUGCCCACUAGAUGGCAUAGCUGUAGUGUUACUGAUGGGUAAGAUUUCCUUCCCAGAAGAUCACCCAUUCUUAAGCUCAGUUUACACUGGUGGGGUGUGGAGUAUUGGCUGUGUUCUCACUUGUCACUGCAGGGGCUAGCUGUAUGCCAUGGCAACAGGCUUCAAGAGGGGGGAGCAGCUGCAGCCUUUUACUGGGGUAAGGGAAGGCUUAAGUAGGAGGAUGUUACACUGCUAAAAAUAGCACUGUAGAGCAAGGAGGUAGGUGUGUGUGUGCCCACACACACACCCCUACCUUUCCAGCCUGGGGGUUCAGGUAUGUGCUCUUCACUGCAGCAAUGCUGUUAAAUACCAAUACUAUGUCUGUACUCUACAUGUGACUUAAGUGUAGAUUAAGAGGGUGUGUGGUCAAGUUCAUGUCUGUUCAUAAAAGGAAAUGCUUUACCUAACCUAAUUGACCUCAGAAACUCAUUGUCAUUAGAUGUUAAUCCUGCUACCUGAUAGUAGCCACUCCUAAAAACAGGAUCUGGGAGUUGUUGGAACAGUAGCCUAAUGCAGUAAACUAAUUCUUAUGUGCUGUAAGCAAAAGAGAUUGAUCAAAGUACUUAGGAGUUAAAUCCAUCAAGCAGAACAAAGGGAGAGUUAGGGCUAUGACUCCAUCUAUAACCACUGUUAGAAGUGCUUAGUGUCAUAACAGCAGAGGUGCUGUCCCAAAUGGUACAUCUCUCAGGGGCAAAGAGUUUCCUGGAGCACAUGCUAUGGCUCAAUGUCAGUUCUUGGUGAAUAGUUUCAGCAUGCUAGCAAACCUUUUUCAGAAGCAUCCACUCAGUUUUGGGUACUGCAUGCUCUGGACUCUUGCCAAGUUAAGCAUCCAAAAUUAAUGGACCCUUGUGAAAAGUGUCUUAAAUCCUAUAGCUUCAUAUACAUCUGCCUGCCGAACCCAAGGUUCUUAUUUAAAAAAAAAAA